Messenger RNA from Capronia coronata CBS 617.96, 1038 nucleotides. RefSeq lists its product as uncharacterized. The transcript has 4 exons. NCBI's taxonomy places the organism in Eukaryota, Fungi, Ascomycota, Eurotiomycetes, Chaetothyriales, Herpotrichiellaceae. The record is from RefSeq and is a predicted model, not a curated record. Bases 1 to 1038 code for a protein of 345 amino acids.
AUGCUGAUUGUCGAGUGCAAAGGGUCGCCUUACGAGAUAGGAGAGCAGCAUGGCACUGCUGCAAAAACUCAUAUUGAUCGAUGCAUCGCCUUCUACGCUUCACUGUUUGAGAAGACGAGCAAGCUAGACUGGUCAGAAGUCCAGGAUGUGGCCAGCACCUUUGAGCCACGCAUCCAACAGGCGUGGCCAGAGUAUUAUGAAGAAAUGAAAGGAGUCGCCCACGGCUCAGAUCGACCCAUUUCAGAUAUCAUUGCGCUGAACGUGCGAACCGAGAUCGCUUUUGGCAAUUUCAGCGACGGAUGUACCUCGCUGGCAUGGCAUACGGAGAAACGAGCGUACCUGGGCCAAAAUUGGGACUGGAAAGAGGCUCAAAAAGAGAACCUCAUCGUGCUCAAGAUCGACCAGCCUGGAAAACCAGCGAUCCAAAUGAUCACCGAGGCAGGUAUCAUCGGCAAGAUAGGCUUCAACUCUGCCGGUGUCGGGGUAUGUCUGAAUGCCAUUCGAGCCAAGGGAAUGGACCCGUCGCGGCUACCAGUCCACCUCGGGCUGCGCAUGGCAUUGGAAUGCUCGACGGCCAAGCAGGCAGUCGAGGCCCUGGAGAGCUACGGCAUGGCCGCUCCGGCGCAUAUUCUGAUCGCUGACCCGGACGAUGCCAUCGGAUUCGAAUUUUCGUCGACCACCACCGCCAGGCUGCUUCCUGAUGCCAAAGGCCGAGUGGUCCAUUCCAAUCAUUUGCUUCUCAAGCACCCGGGCGUCGUGGACACCGUGUGGAUCAAGGACUCGUUGUUCCGGGCCCCUAGAAUGACCGAGCUCAGCGAUGCCCUACAAACGACUGACAAUCCCAAUCCGACCUGGGCGGAGGUCUCGCGGCUGUUUGAGGACGAAAAGAAUGCUCCUGCGGCAAUCUGCCGCGCGCAGACCGGCGAGUCCGAGUCGGCCACCUUGUUCAACAUCCUCAUGGAUCUGAGGCAGAAGAAGGCUGUCAUUCGGAUGGGCAAGCCGAACCAGGUGGAAGAGACUGUUAGUUUGGAGUUUUGA